Molecule: messenger RNA, 1857 nt
Organism: Copidosoma floridanum
Lineage: Eukaryota; Metazoa; Arthropoda; Insecta; Hymenoptera; Encyrtidae
Product: RNA-binding protein squid
Biological process (GO): regulation of gene expression
Cellular component (GO): nucleoplasm; chromatin
Molecular function (GO): RNA binding
Source: RefSeq, a predicted model, not a curated record
CGUUGUGUUGUACGUAGCCAAGGCAAUUGUACAAAAGCAGCGGAUCUAAAGCAUCGGCAGGGUUUAAUUGUCUUACUCGUUAGUACAUCACGAAAGUUUUGCUGUUUUGAGACGUCAGUUGCGUUAAUCGAGGUAGGUAAGAGGUACAGCCCGGAGGAGACUUAAGUUAUUAGCUACUAAUAACCACCAAGAAAACAGAGGCGGAAAUAAUGGCAGACGGAUACCAGAGCCAGGAGAACGCGAGCGAGGGCGCGGUGAACAACAGCUCCCCGAACUCCAAUUCCGUUGGGGACAACAACGCAGCCGCUGGUGGAAAUGACAACGCUGGUGCGGGUAACGAUGCCAAAGGACAGGCGACCGCCGGCAUCCCGGGCAAGGACGACGAGAGAAAGCUCUUUGUCGGAGGUCUGACGCGCAACACCACCGAGGCCGAGCUCAAGGAGUACUUCAGCAAGUUUGGAGACAUCGAGAGUGUCUCCAUCAAGAUGGAUCCUUACACUAGAGUCUCCAGGGGAUUCGCCUUCAUGGUCUUCCAGAAUCCCAAGGCCAUUGACAAGCUUCUUGCUGCUGGUGACCAUUACAUCAACAAACGCAAGGUUGAUCCUAAGCGAGUGAGCAAAAAAGCCCAGCACGGCAAAAUCUUCGUUGGAGGUUUGACACCGGAAAUAUCGGAUGAGGACAUAAGAAAUUAUUUCAGCCAGUAUGGCACAAUCGUCGAGGUGCAGGCACCAUUCGACAAGACGAAAAAUCAACGCAGAAGUUAUUGCUUCGUGACGUUCGACUCGAAAGAUGUUGUAUACAAAUUACUCAAAACGCCCAAGCAAAUGAUCAAGGGCAAGGAAAUCGAUGUGAAGAAAGUCAAGGUCAAUCAAGAUCAGCGCCAAGGCUUCUGGGGACCCCAGUACGGCGGCUACGGUUACGGUGGCGGAUAUGGUGGUUAUAUACCUGAUUACGGUAAUGGAUAUGGUGGAUACGAUGACAUGUACGCCAAUUACGACUAUACGGGAUAUGAUGGUUAUGAGAACAUGGGCUACGCACUGCCCGGAAAACCAAGAAACGGACCUCAGGGACCACGUCCAUUUCAAAGACAUCAGCCAUAUUAAAUUCAAGAAAUAUCGCUAGCAUCGACAGAGUCGAUCUGCUUCGAUGACAGAAAAAGAAAUGAACAAACACACACACAACACACAGAGAAGCCAGAAAAUUGCUACGUCAAGGGGAAAGGGAGUUCAUGCAAGGAGGACUUUGCCUCUGAAUUGAAGAAGUCACUACACCUUCUUUCAUUCCCCUCGAGGCAAAAUAUUUUACAGAUACCAUAUACUUUAUAUCAUCCAUUUCCACCGUCACUACCACCACAUCACAAUUACGUCCUAUCCCCGGUAUCAAUUAAUUUUUGUACAUUACGGCACGUAGGUAGCAGAUGAAUUAUGCGAAACCUAUUGUCCCAGAAACGGCUGAAUUCGUUCACAUGAUUUCUGGUUUUUUUUUCUUCGAACAGAAAAUGUAUAUUGAUUAUAAUAUAAGGAUCGCGAAUGUGACUAGAUUUUGUUUUAAGGAUCGGCAGUAACAUCUUGUACCAUCAGUUGAAUACUCUGAACUUGAGCGGUGUUUUGUUUUUAGAAACUUGGAAGCUUAGAGUGUUUUUCUUUCUGUUUGUCACUAGUAGAAUAUAUUAUUAUUACCAUACUACAUUUGCAAAGACAAAAUAAUUAAAUUUUACUCGUAAUUUCUUUUAAUCUUUUUCUUUGAUGUUUUAAUACAAUCAUAAUCGCUUAUUAUUAAUACUAGUAAUUUUUUUUUAAUUGAUUAGUGGUUUUCUCUAAUGUACUCAUAAGAACAAAUGUAUGAGACUAUUAUAAU